Messenger RNA from Medicago truncatula (barrel medic), 1259 nucleotides. Its product is annotated as membrane-associated 30 kDa protein, chloroplastic. Gene Ontology annotation, biological process: thylakoid membrane organization. The transcript is spliced from 11 exons. Gene Ontology annotation, cellular component: chloroplast. Lineage: Eukaryota; Viridiplantae; Streptophyta; Magnoliopsida; Fabales; Fabaceae. The record is from RefSeq and is a predicted model, not a curated record. Bases 131 to 1090 code for a protein of 319 amino acids.
AGAACGAACGAGAGGAAUCACUUUCGCAAGGUUGAGAAUUGAAUUGAAUUGAAUUGAGUGAGUGUCCUCGAAAUCGCAAGCAAUAUCUUCAACUCUAUCUAUCUCCAACAAACUCUUCACUCCAACAAAAAUGGCGACGAAGCUUCAAAUAUUUACACAAUUACCCUCCGCACCACUUCAAUCUUCUUCUUCUUCCUCUUCUCUCAGAAAGCCUCUCGCCACUUCCUUCUUCGGCACCAGACCAGCAAACACCGUGAAAUUUAGAGGGAUGAGGAUUGCGAAGCCUGUUCGAGGCGGAGGAGCGAUUGGUGCCGGCAUGAACUUAUUUGAAAGAUUUACGAGAGUCGUGAAGUCAUACGCAAAUGCUAUUGUAAGUUCGUUUGAGGAUCCCGAGAAAAUUUUGGAGCAAGCUGUGCUUGAAAUGAACGAUGAUUUGACUAAAAUGCGCCAAGCUACAGCACAAGUGUUGGCAUCUCAAAAACGGAUGGAAAAUAAAUACAAGGCUGCAACGCAAGCUUCUGAAGAGUGGUAUCGUAAAGCACAACUUGCUCUUCAGAAAGGUGAAGAAGAUCUUGCUCGUGAAGCACUUAAGCGGCGUAAAUCUUUUGCAGAUAAUGCCAGUGCUUUGAAAGCUCAACUUGAUCAGCAAAAGGGUGUAGUUGACAGUCUUGUCUCAAAUACACGGCUUUUGGAGAGUAAAAUUCAGGAGGCGAGGUCGAAGAAGGAUACUCUAAAAGCCAGAGCUCAAUCUGCAAAGACUUCAACCAAGGUGAGUGAGAUGCUGGGAAAUGUCAAUACAAGUGGCGCCCUUUCCGCUUUUGAAAAAAUGGAAGAGAAAGUGAUGACAAUGGAGUCCCAAGCUGAAGCUCUGGGUCAGUUGACAAGUGAUGAUCUUGAAGGGAAGUUUGCAAUGCUUGAGAGCUCAUCCGUUGAUGAUGACCUUGCAAAUUUGAAGAAAGAAUUAUCUGGUAGCUCAAAGAAAGGAGAGCUUCCUCCUGGAAGAAGUAGCACCAGGACUGGAACUCCAUUUCGAGAUGCUGAUAUUGAGACGGAACUUGAGCAACUGAGACAAAGAUCAAAGGAGUUUUAAAGUAUGGAAAUUUUGUCAUUAUUGUAUGCUUGAAUUCAGUACUUUAUUCACAUAUCAACAUUGUACAGCUAAAGGCCAGUCAUGAUAAUAUUAUUUGACUUGUGGCCAAAUUUGGAUAAAAAAAAUGGAACAUAUUAGCUGUGUGUUCUGAUAACUCAAGUUACACUUA